Messenger RNA from Aspergillus novofumigatus IBT 16806, 1631 nucleotides. RefSeq lists its product as uncharacterized. Gene Ontology annotation, molecular function: transcription coregulator activity. Lineage: Eukaryota; Fungi; Ascomycota; Eurotiomycetes; Eurotiales; Aspergillaceae. The transcript has a single exon. The coding region runs from base 180 to 1166 and encodes 328 amino acids. Gene Ontology annotation, biological process: regulation of transcription by RNA polymerase II. Gene Ontology annotation, cellular component: core mediator complex; mediator complex. The record is from RefSeq and is a predicted model, not a curated record.
AUCACAACCACUUAAUGCAGAUAAACCUCCCGAUUCCUCCUUGCUACCUGAUGUGCUUUACGCCAUUUUCAACUCCGCAUUACCGCACGUCCAUACCUCCCGCGACGCGUGCGAUCAACUGAAGCCCAGGCAACUCACAUAACUUGCAGCUGCAGGAAGGGAUCGAGGAUACACUCAGAAUGAACGUCGAGUUCCAAACAGCUCUUUCAAAUCUGGAAGACAAACUCAAUGCACUCAUAACGAACCUUACAACCUCGCCGACUGCCUCAGGAGCUCCUGCAGCAGCCCUUGCACUGCUUGACGCGGACGACUCGCUCACAUCUGCCAUUGAGACGCUUCGCCGGCACCAGGAGAACUACGCCAGGAUUCUAAAACUUCGCGCGGAGGCUGAGAGUCUGGAGGAGAAGGUCAAAGGGGUUGUGAGAGAUGUUGUGGGCUACGAGAAGGAUAUUCGGAAGAUCUGCGGCGACGACGAGCCGAGCGAUUCGGAUGCGGAUGACUUUUCCGAUGAUGAUGAUUUGGAUUAUGGCGGUGAUCAAACGCAAACCAAGCCAGAUCGUCUGCGUAAGACAAAGGAGAUUGAUUACAGAUUGCUGCUGGACUUUGCGCGACGGAUUAGCAAGUAUAACCACCAGGCCGCGGCGGAUGCAGCUGCCAAUGCCACACAGGCCGCUAAAGCACGGGGGAGAAGUCCACAACCUGGUGACCAGGACAUGGCAAUGACGGGUGUAAAUGGCGGCCCUGGUGCUGAGGAAGGCGCCGAACCGGUCUCAUCCGUCACGAAGGAAGCGACAUCCUGGCUCGAUGAAUCGGCGAAGAUGACCCGCCAGGUCUACAUGAUCCCAUAUCCGAUGGAAGAUCGUAUUCGAAUGGGUCUGAUGGGUCAGAUACAGCUGACCGCUGCCGAAGGUCGACCGGGGUUCGAUCCCGAUCUAGAGGUGGAACGAUUGAUACGCGAGGCCGAGGGUCUGGGGUCUACAGAGCCGGUGGUUCCUGCACCGCAGCCUAUGGGAGAGGAGAGGAGACAUGCAAACGAAGCCGCCAGGGCUGCAGCUCAAGCAGGCGCGGCGAGCAGCGGAACUACGGCCGCAGCAGCGCCUGCGCCUAAGCCCAAGGCAACUCUGGAUCUUGAUCUCUACGACCCUGACGACGACGAAAUGAUGUGAUAACUGUGCAGUGCUGCAAGUACAUGCGCACGUAAUUCCGAACACACCUACUACCACCGCUACACGCUGAAGGUCAUGAAUUAAAAUAUUCAUUGCAUGAACUCAUCUGAAUUAAGAAUGGGAAAGCAUCCGGCGCUACCUCCAACAGGGAUACGAACUACAUACUGUGAACUGAUGAUUUGGCAGUCCGCUUCCGGAAACGCUUUCCGUAGAAAUAGACCGGAAUGGCGCAAAGACACCAGAGGGUGGUCAAAGACAUGUUCAUCAUGAUUGGGCUGAUGAAACCACUUUUGAUCACCCACGGCGUGAUGAAUUCAGCGAAUCCAUAACCCCACAGGUUCUUGUUGACUGUGAUCGCCACAAAGACUAAGCCGGCAACGGGCUUAUAGCUGUCAACAGCGUAGGUGCUGGUAAUGGCUGGAAGAGCGCAGACCUGAAUGCCAGCGCAAGUGUAGCCGAUUAUCA